CUGACGAUGGUGCGUGCUGUGCAGAGCAAGAAGCAAUCGGGGAACUUUGUCUAUGAGGACUUUGACUUGCGGGAAUCCAAGUGAAACUAAAUCUAAAUGACAUGUUUGCACUUCAUAUUCGGAUCGACUGAAGCCUCCAAAGUCUUCCUGAGGAACGGCAGCAGACCGCUCAACUCCUCGGACUCAAAAAUGAUCGAUCCUCACAUCUACCUGCACUACAACUACACGGGCAAGCUGGACCACCGGCCCAGCGUGGACGCCGGUGUCGGGACGGGCACCCCGGACACGAAGACCCUCCUGUUCCUGGCGGUGUGCGGCUUCAUCGUGUUGGAGAACCUGACGGUGCUGGUGGCCAUCUGGCGGAACCAACGCUUCCACAACCGCAUGUACUUCUUCAUCGGCAACUUGGCGCUGUGCGACAUGCUCGCCGGUGUGGCCUACCUGGUCAACCUGCUCCUAUCCGGCGAAAGGACCCUGCACCUGUCGCCGGUUCUGUGGUUCGUGCGCGAGGGCAGCAUGUUCGUGGCAUUGGGCGCCUCCAUCUUCAGUCUCCUGGCCAUCGCCAUCGAGCGCCACCUGACCAUGAUCAAAAUGAGGCCCUACGACGGCAACAAGAACUACAGGGUCUUCCUACUCAUCGGCACAUGCUGGUUAAUCGCCAUCUCCUUCGGGGCGCUACCCAUCCUCGGAUGGAACUGCCUGGGCAACCUCCCGGACUGCUCCACCGUGCUGCCUCUGUACUCCAAGAAGUACGUGGCUUUCUGCAUCACCAUCUUCAUGGUGCUGCUCCUGGCCAUAUCGGUGCUUUACGUCCGCAUCUACAUCUUGGUCAAGUCCAGCAGCCGCAAGGUGAGCAAGCACAGCAAUUCAGAGCAUGCCAUGUCGCUGCUGCGCACCGUCAUCAUCGUGGUGGGCGUUUUCAUCGCCUGUUGGACGCCCAUCUUCGUGCUGCUCCUGGUGGACGUGGCGUGCGAGCAGCGCCGCCGCUGCCCCAUCCUUUACAAGGCCGACUGGUUCAUCGGGUUGGCCGUUCUCAACUCAGCCAUGAACCCUGUCAUCUACACGCUGGCCAGCCGCGAGAUGAGACGGGCCUUCCUGGGCUUGGCUUGCUGUCUUUGUUAUCGAGGGAAAAUGUCAACAGCGGGCAGCGGGAAUAGGCAAUGCCUGGAGGUUAGUCGUAGCCGGAGCAAGUCAUGGAGCAGCCAGAACAACCACAACCAGCAGGGCAGCAGGCAGGCGGGGCCGGACAUGGAGGUGGACUCUGGACUUGGGAAAGUGUCGGUGGUGGUGGGGCCGAGUGGUGCUGAUGCUGACAACUUCCUUCAAAAUGACGGGAGCGAGUGAGAGGCGAGGACAGGGCGGUCCUCGCAACGCGGGCUCCACUUAUGUCCCACCCAGUGACAUACAGUUCCUUGAAAGACACCUUGACUGUGAGGCACAUCCUGUCCAAAUCAGGCUAAGCAAUGUAUCAUCUAUAUCUGGGACCGUAGCAAACUUGACCUUUUCUGAGUCCAGAACUGGUUCUGGGCACUU
Molecule: messenger RNA, 1533 nt
Organism: Hippocampus comes (tiger tail seahorse)
Lineage: Eukaryota; Metazoa; Chordata; Actinopteri; Syngnathiformes; Syngnathidae
Gene: s1pr3b
Product: sphingosine-1-phosphate receptor 3b
Exons: 2
Coding region: 97-1344 (415 amino acids)
Biological process (GO): G protein-coupled receptor signaling pathway
Cellular component (GO): membrane
Molecular function (GO): sphingosine-1-phosphate receptor activity
Source: RefSeq, a predicted model, not a curated record